UCUCCAUUGCUUCUUCCUAUACCUAGCUCAUCGAGCACUUACUUUCCCUCAACCGACGCGAUGCGAGGCCCCAACGCCAGGGCCUUCCAGCAAGGCUUCCUCAAGAACUUGAUCCUGAGCCUCCAGGCCUGCAGCGAAGCCUGCGUCUCGUCCGCGGGGACCGCGAGCGCCGUGAUGAGCCUCCAGGAGAGGAAGCGCGCCAUCAAGUCGUCGGCCGACAUCGCCAUGGCCGCCGCCCGCGGCGGCGGAGCGAGGUGGCCCCGGGCCAUCUUGGCUUCGUCGUCGUCGUCUAGGCUGGCGUGCAAGUCGUCGCCGGCGGCGAAGGCGCGCAGGUGCAAGAGGAUUGUGAGGCGGUGUUUCCGCACGAGGAGGUCGUCGAGAGAUGGCGCCGCGGGUGCUUGUUCUCUUGCGAGAACCACGACGGCGAUGAUAAGUAGCGGUGAGGUUGCGAGGAGACUGGUGAGGAAGAGGACCAAGGUGCUGCGGAAGAUGAUACCUGGAGGUGAGCUGCUCGACGAGAUCUCGUUGCUUCAUGAGGCCAUGGACUACGUCGCGCACCUACACGCGCAAGUUGACGUGCUCCGGCGCAUCUCGAAUGCGGCGCGAUGAGAUCUGGUGUACCAGGGGCUUUUGCACCAAGUGCUUGGCUAGAGGAGUCGAAAGGGCGGUUCAAUUUUCAGGCGAAAUGGCGGAUAGAUUGUGCGGAGUAGCAGCUAUUCCGAAAGGGGAAGAAAGAUCACGCAGAAUAUGCCGCAUGCUGGAAGUUGAUGUGAGAAAACAUAGUGUCCCAGAUCAGCAUGUGGAAAUGUUGAAGAGUAGAUCGAACAUCUUGUAGGCUGCUGAGAGACGACAGGUAGAAAAAAUAUAUGGUAGUGGCAGUGACUUUUGUACUUGAACCGAAGACACAUGCCAUUGUGGCGACAGUGUAAAGCUUUGACGGCAGUAUUUUUCUACAUCUAGUAUCUUUUGUUUUCUUUUUUGGUCAAUUGAAAAGAGAGAGAUACUGCAAGGAGGAAGCCUAGUCUGAAUCAUGCUUCUAGAUGUAGUUCCAAUUAAUAUGAUGUAAGGACUAAGGAGUGAGGACUCCUUUACUCUUUCCCUUUCUUUUCAGUAGUAAGUUAUCUAA
This is a messenger RNA of Panicum hallii, 1126 nucleotides long. Its product is annotated as transcription factor IBH1-like 1. The record is from RefSeq and is a predicted model, not a curated record. Gene Ontology annotation, biological process: regulation of DNA-templated transcription. The coding region runs from base 61 to 609 and encodes 182 amino acids. Lineage: Eukaryota; Viridiplantae; Streptophyta; Magnoliopsida; Poales; Poaceae. Gene Ontology annotation, molecular function: protein dimerization activity. The transcript has 2 exons.